UGUUUAAAUCAUGGAUGAACAAAACAUGCAAGCGAAUGCUUCUCACCCAGGAAAAAAAUUGCCAGCUGGGCAUCCCCCUCAGUAUCCAUCGGCUGCAUUUCAAGGACCUCCAGGACAUACUGGCUACCCUGGACCCCAGCCUGUCUACCCUGGACCCCAGCCUGGCUACCCUGGACCCCAGUCUGGCUACUCUGGACCCCAGCCUGGCUACCCUGGACCCCAGUCUGGCUACCCUGGACCCCAGCCUGGAUACCCUGAACCCCAGCCUGGUUACCCUGUUCUACCAGCCAGCUAUUCAGGUGCUGGCCCAGCUGGCUUUUCUGUCCAAUAUAAUCAGCCCAGUGGACCUGCAGGGGCACCAUGGAUGCCAACACCACCACCUCCUCUGAACUGUCCACCUGGAUUAGAAUAUUUAAGUCAGAUAGAUCAAGUACUAAUUCAUCAGCAAAUAGAACUCCUGGAAGUCUUAACAGGUUUUGAAACUAAUAACAAAUAUGAAAUUAAGAACAGCCUUGGGCAGAGGAUUUUCUUUGCAGCAGAAGAUACUGAUUGCUGUACCCGAAAUUGCUGUGGGCCAUCUAGGCCUUUUACCAUGAGGAUUGUUGAUAAUACAGGCCGAGAAGUCGUGACNUAA
This is a messenger RNA of Galeopterus variegatus (Sunda flying lemur), 634 nucleotides long. RefSeq names its product phospholipid scramblase 1-like. The record is from RefSeq and is a predicted model, not a curated record. Gene Ontology annotation, molecular function: phospholipid scramblase activity. Lineage: Eukaryota; Metazoa; Chordata; Mammalia; Dermoptera; Cynocephalidae. The transcript has 5 exons. Gene Ontology annotation, cellular component: plasma membrane. Gene Ontology annotation, biological process: plasma membrane phospholipid scrambling. Bases 11 to 634 code for a protein of 207 amino acids.